UUCAAUGUUAAUCGAAAUAUCGAAACUAUGCCCCUUGUGCACGUUACCAAUACAAAUUUUUUCUUUUAUUUUGUGUUCCAGCAGUACUGCGGAACAGUACAUGUUAAUUCUUCGAAAAUGCCUUCGGUUGGCAUCUGAGCAGGUGACAAGUGUUAAAGUGCAAUGUGCUAAUUAUGUCACACGGGGCGUAUGCGUGCUGUUGAAAGCCAAUAGCAAGUGAAAGCCAAAGUAAGAGGCGCAAACGGGUAACGGAAAAUCGAAUAGAGAAAGAUGGUGGCGAUGGAAAAGGCCUAAACCACCAUUCGAUACUUGUUGAAUUAUAAGCUAAGUGUGUGUGAGUGCGAUUGUGGAAACAAACAACAAAUGUCAACUGCCAAUGCCCCUAGAGUGUAAAACGAAAUAUGUGAAAGAUACAAGCCGAAUCGCACGGGAAUUGGAAUCCGGGCACAAACGAAAAUGAAGUGUCAGCGUUCUGGGAUGAAAUUAUCAAUUGGGCAAGCUGCUGCUGAAAUGUGAUUUAUCCACCUGCCGCUGGUGAGGUGUUUUCCAAAUGUGUUAGCCGUGUGUGCGUGUAGACAACAAAGGGAAAUAAUGUCAUGCAUUGGCUCGACGGAAUUUCUUUGGAUGACAAUUUAAUUAGCGGACGCGCCAGCGGCAGCAACGGCGACAACAGCGACGGCAAUCAGCGGAAAUCAACGCAGUCGAGCUCAUCGCCCACCAAAGCAAAACGAAGACGUCAUGCACACUAUAAGCUAAACAGCAGAUUGGACAGAAAGUCUUCGCGGGGCAUGAUAUACGAAAAUGAGGAGCUCAGGCUACGCACCAUUAACAUUAAUGCAGAAGUGGAACGAGGGCAAUCGGACAUCAAGCGCUUGCGGCGGGAGAAUGAGCAACUGCGUCGGGAAAUCUGGACUUUGCGGGACGAGUGCGACAGGCUAAACAAACGCUUUAAAGCGAAGCUCAACGAGCACGAGUUUGGUGGAUGCAGGGGCAGCGGGGGGAGUGGCGGCACAUGCCACGCCUACCGGUGCAGCGGCGGAGGCGGUGGGCGAGGGAGCGGAGGUUGUGAUGUAAACAGUGAUGACUCUGACUCAUGUGAUACGUGUCGCGGGGCAGACGACGGCCACUGCAGCGACGAGUGCUGCAAAGAGGGUGGAUCCUGUGCCCCGCUAAAGACCCCACUUCCGCCGGAUGUGCCCAGCCACCCAUCCCAAUCUAAAAACGAGGAAAGCAACAGCACCAUCCAGAACAAGGAGCCGCAGCCCUUGCAUUUCGAUCACCUCUCGGUGGUCUCCGAGGAGACCCUGAGUAACCCGGAGCUUAUGCUCGUCCAGCAGCAGGAGCACCUGACGAUAUUCCCCCCACCAGACGCCCACGGGUCGCAAAGCACGCUGCCCAGCAUGAUGGGACCGCUCACCCCGCUGACGCCCAUCGAACUGGUGGCCAAUCAGCUGAACGACCUGCAGGCGAUGGUGCCACCAUUGUCCUACUUUGAGAACAUCCUGUCGCAGCAUAUGGGCGCACGAAAUGCGGCACAAACGCCCUCUCCGGAGUUGGGGACCAGUUCGAGCACCACCACCGGCAAGACGAUGCGGCACACGAACGGCUGGGACUACAACCUCCAGUCGCCCUUCACGCAGCGCAAGUACAACGAGCAGUCGUCGCCGUCCCGCUCGCCCCCACCACCUGUGAGCACGAUGACCACAUUUGUGCCCACGUCCACCCUGCAGACGAUGCCCAAGAUCGCCCUGAAUGCCCCGUCACAACCACAUCUGCCGGAUGGUGGCGACAUCGAAACCGUGGCCAUCACCACGAAUGCCGCGCAGCAUGCGCUCAACAGUCCGAAGCACUUCUUUGCGCCGAUCAAGCCGCGUUUGAAGCUCAACACUAAGCUAGCCAAUCAGGGACAGGAUCUCGAGCAGGACGAUCUUCCGCCGGGCUCACCGCCGCCGCCCUUGCGAGACCCACCAGAUAUCUUCGUGAAUAACGCUCUGGCCUCGCCCUACCAACGCCAAGUGUCCCCACAAGUAAGUCCUCGUCACCGACGGUCCACACACUCGCAUUGCCACGCCCACAGCCACGCCCACAGCCACGCCCACAGCCACCAGCGCAGCCGCCAACGCCCACAGCCCAGCCACUGCUCCCUGCAUCGGGCGGUGGUGGACGUGGCCGCUGCCGUGGGCUUGGGGGAAGUGGGUCCGUAUCCGGGGUCUAGUGUUCUCGACAUAUACACCGCUGCUCUGGCGGCUGCCGCUUCCGCCAGGUGCUCUCCGCUUCCGGCGACCAGAUCCGCUGAACCCAUCUACGCCACAGCACAAAAGCCCGGCCAGAAUACGUGCAUCCCUGCCACGUCUGUCACACAGCCGGUGAUGACCAUCACCACCCAAUCCACCAAGACUACCACCACUAGGUGGCCUUCGCCCCAAAGAUUGGCCAUUCAAGCAAAGGCCGUUGGCGAGGCCAAGAGGGCGGCCAAGUCCGCGGAGAACGUCAGUCAGACGGAUUCGGUCAACUUGGAGUCAAUUCUGAACGACAUCGAGACGAUUUCGGAGGACAUACUGGCUAUUCAGCUCGAGAAGAGCAAGUCAAGGGACAACCUAAGCCACAGUAAUAGCAAGGACGAUGAGAGGGCGAAGAAGCCCUAUCGCUCUGAAAUGAACCUGUAUCUGCAGUAUGAGGGUACAAACCCGACCAUUUCACCCGUCACCACGGACACCCAAAGAACGGAAAUGGGAACAAUUACAUCGGCGGUGACUACGUCCAGCGAAUCGGGAAACAGUGGGAGCAGUAAAUUAGUGCGACGCACCUGCUCCUUGGAGAGGGAGCACACCGACAGCCCUGCACCGCACAUUCCGGACCCAAUGGCACCGUUUCCCGAUAAGUGCACCUAUCUGGGAUUCGAGCAGCUGAACCAGGCGUCAGGUGGGGUCGGGGUGCCUCCUCAAUCGCCGAAUGGCCAGAGGCCGCCCAUCGCAGCCAAGCCGAAUGUACCGCUGAAACCACCGCCCCCGCUACCACCCGCCCGCAGGCCAACCAUGCCCACGGAACCACCGCCCCCGCCACCAACCACAUCCGCUUCCGGCGUAAUCGGUCUGCCGCCCAACAAGAGUCACCUGUACAAGACACUCGCCUCGGCGGCUGCCAAAAGAGCCAUCUUCCGCUCAUCGCCAUCGCAGUUAACCAGAUCCCUGGACGUGGAUCCCACUGUAUCAGAGGGGGAGACGGGCGUGGCGGGUGACCUGGCCGUUGCUGGAAAUAUGGACGAGUUAGCGCGGCGGAAAGCCCGACGCGUGUCCAUCGUUUGUGGAUCCGGACAGGGAGGCCAACAGGACGACGUGGCCAUGCCCGUGACUACCGUGCCCAUGGCUACUGCCAGUUGUGUGGACCUUAGCACAGUGCUCACUCAUCCAACCAUCAAAGCUUUCAAGAUGAGCCACAGCACCCCCAACUCGCCGCAUUCCUCGCGUCGUCGCACCAACAGCAACUCGAUGACAGCUCCACCGGGAACACCGGUGGGCGGUGGACACCCCGAAGUAGGGGCCACUGCAUCGGCACCGCCCAGCACCACCCACCAUCACUACCAUCGCAAGGAGGGCAGUGAUCCGGUUCCCAUGACGGCCACUGUUAGUCGGACCAAGUGCUCCAGGCGGCACUCCGAGGGCACCGUUCACACCGUUCACCGGAACAGUGCUGCCAGCGGAGGCGGAGGAGGUGGUCACCACCAUCACAGCCACAGCCACCACCACCCGCACAGCGGAAUGGUGAUCAGCAGCAACCCGCACCACAGCCACCAUUCCCACCAGGACAGCAACCACGAGACGGUCACCUCGCUGUCCGAUCGCAACUCCAACAGCUUCGCAUCCUCACGCGAGUCCUCCACAAGCUUCAGCAUGCGAUCCAAUCGCCGGAAGAUCUCUGUCAGUUCGCACACGGGCGGCAAGAUUCCGUGGUGCGGUUGCUGGGGCAAUGGAUGCCUCUAGAUUGGGGGGAGGUAUCAUAAGCUACCGUCCAGGAACAAAACUCAGUAUAGUUCACUUAGCUUUCGGAAGCUAUCAAAAUGGAAUGGUGAAUUAAAAGGUUUUGGAAAUAUAAGUGUUAGUUUACAAAAAAUGACCUAAAACCUAAAUAAAUGUAUGCCACAGUCGACAAAUAAUUUAAAGGCCAACAGCAUUUAAAUAUUGGUUUGAAAAUUGUUUUCCAAUUAUUUAAAAAUUAUUUGCUGACAAGUAUUGGAUUUUUAGAAUCAUAACACAGUGACAUUAAAAGUAGAUAUUAUAGUUUGAAUUUUAUUAUUUGGGACUGAGUAAAAGAAAAUUAUGAAUUUAUUCGAUGUAAUUACGGCAUUGUUAUAAAUAGUCUUAAAAAUAUGUUCAACUGCAGCCAAGUGAAUUAUACUGUAUUCCACAAAUGAGUGUAAAUUUCUAAAUCUUCAUAUAUCCACUUUGCGAGUUUGUAUAUGGCUAAGUAGGGUUAGAUGGCUUAACAAAAGCGGUGCAGCAUUUUGUUUCUAGGAACUAAGUACAAAACCCAUUUUAAAAAGUAAUUCAUUUAAUCAAAGCAACUCAAAAUCAACCCCGAGUUUGUUGUACAUAUUUUGUUAAAACCAAUUAAGUUGUAGCAUUUAAAUGUUGGUCUCGAAAAGAAGUCAUGUAAAUUCUACAAACA
Drosophila teissieri is the source of this 4665-nucleotide messenger RNA. Its product is annotated as verprolin. The coding region runs from base 597 to 3980 and encodes 1127 amino acids. NCBI's taxonomy places the organism in Eukaryota, Metazoa, Arthropoda, Insecta, Diptera, Drosophilidae. The record is from RefSeq and is a predicted model, not a curated record. The transcript is spliced from 8 exons.